Entrophospora sp. SA101 is the source of this 1209-nucleotide messenger RNA. NCBI's taxonomy places the organism in Eukaryota, Fungi, Glomeromycota, Glomeromycetes, Entrophosporales, Entrophosporaceae. The record is from the annotation of a GenBank genome assembly.
AUGAGCGUCAACGAAACAUUGAGGUUUUGUGAUUGGCGCAUAGAAAUCUAUAAUUGCGUUAUGAGUGAUAUGUUUAGAAUGGAAGCGAUGACUUCAUUGAUAACUUAUGGAAUAUUAGCAAUUACUGGAUCAUUUAUAUUUGGUUACCGUUAUAAACAUAUGUGGAAAGGUUUAUUUAUCAACCAUUGCGGCGGGAUAAGACCCCUUCCAGUUGACAGUUUAUUGUUUUUUUGGACAAUUGCCUGCUAUCUUCGUGCAUUACACUCGUUGCUUAUGAUAUUGGAUGUUUACACAACUUAUUUACAAAAAGAAACUGUUCAAGAAAUCGGCUGGACUGUGUUAUGUUAUGGUGCUGUAACUUAUAUCAUAGGAAUAAUUUACACGAUUCCAGCUAAUUAUUCUCGCGGACUAACUUCAUCAAAGAGUAGAAAAUCUAGAACCAAUAAUAGUAAUGACGAUGGUUACAAAAUACGUACUAUUUAUAUUCCAUCACCAACCGUCUUAAAUAUUGUAUUGCUUUGCUGGUGUCUAUAUCCUACUUUAACAUGCUUUCCAUUUGCCAUAUUAUCGGGAAUUGCCAGAGACAAUGGAGAUGAAAAAUUAGCUAAUAAUUGGACAAUGGCUCAGUAUAUAGCUUAUUCAAUUCAUGAUUUGGUAUUAUCGGCUGUUGGAAUUUAUUAUGGAAUUAAUUUCAUGUUAAUAUUAAGACAAUCAGUUAAUCAAUUCAAGUCAUCAACUGCUGCAUCAUCAUCUGCAACUUCGGCUACUAAUACUAACGCCGUUAAAUCUUCAGCGAAUUAUUAUCAAUCAAAUGGUAAUGUUACGCGCGAAGCAUUAGAUAGGCUCAAAUAUACAAUGACUUACAUUGCUAUAUUACCUUUGGUUGCUGCGCCAUGGUGGUUUACUUUUGGUGUUUAUCGUCAAAAAUUUAUCACUGUUGCAAGUUUCUCUAAUUUAUUUUUAUCUUCCAUGUGGCAUGUAACUGGUGUGCAGCCAUUGGUCGCUGUGUGCCAAUAUGUGUUAGUAAAAAGAGUUUAUCAACAUUAUAAAAGUAAUAAAAUCGAUAAUGGUGGAAAUUUAUCUAAUGAUGAUGAUAAUAAGGGAAGACGUAUGAGCGACGACGCUUCCCAAUUCUCAGUGGAUCUUGAUUUUCACGAAAAAGUUGAAGACGAUGAUUUUAAUCAAGGGUCUAAGAUGUUCAACGUUUAA